This is a messenger RNA of Aplosporella prunicola CBS 121167, 1299 nucleotides long. RefSeq lists its product as uncharacterized. Gene Ontology annotation, biological process: peptidyl-arginine methylation. NCBI's taxonomy places the organism in Eukaryota, Fungi, Ascomycota, Dothideomycetes, Botryosphaeriales, Aplosporellaceae. The record is from RefSeq and is a predicted model, not a curated record. Gene Ontology annotation, molecular function: protein arginine N5-methyltransferase activity. The transcript is spliced from 2 exons. Gene Ontology annotation, cellular component: cytoplasm; nucleus. The coding region runs from base 1 to 1299 and encodes 432 amino acids.
AUGGACAUCAACACAGACCUGACGACGCAGUCGCUGCUCCUCGCGGCCUCGAACCACGACCUCCCCGCCCUGCGCGACCUGCUGCGCAACACGAGCGCCAACGUGCAAGAUAGCGAGACGGGCUUCACGCCCUUGCACGCCGCCAUCGCCGCGUGCGAGCGGGACAUCGACACCAACCAACAGCAAGCGCCCAUCGAGCAAGCCGCAGAAGACGGCCAAAGCAAGCAGCGCACCGCCGACGACGACCUCGCCGCCGCAGCCGCAACAGUGCGCCUGCUGCUCCAAAACGGCGCCAUCUGGAACGACCUGGACGCAGCAGGCGAGACGCCCGGCUGCAUCGCGGCGCGCCUCGGCCUGCCAGAGCUGUACGGGCUGAUCGUCGACGCCGGCGUGCGUGCCGAGCUGCUGCUGGGCCGGCUGGACGAGUACCAGAUCCUGGGCGGGGGGGAAGAUUCUGGCUCCGAGGAGGAAGACGAGAACGAGGACGAAGAAGUUGAGAAAGCAGAAGGCGAGGAGGACGGGUUCGAGGUGCUCGAGCACGACGGCGCGGGCGAGGGCGAGAGCGAGGACCUCGCUGCGUCGGGCGUCGUUGUUGAGGCCACCGAAGCCGCCGAUGAUGCCCCCGCAAACCCCGAUGUCCAGAGCGCGGCGUACCUCUCCUCGGAGCUGACAUUCACGGGCGACCGCCUGCUCGACAGCGACAAGAACGGCGUCAUGAUGGCGUGGGAGACGCAGCUGAUGCGGCGUAGCGCCGAGCUGCUGCUGCCCCAGGCAGGCCUGCGCGUCCUCAACGUCGGGCACGGCAUGGGCAUCAUCGACGGGAUAAUCCAGGAGCAUGCGCCCGCGGCACACCACAUCAUCGAGGCGCACCCGGCCGUGGCGGCGCGGAUGCGCGCCGAGGGCUGGGACAAGAAGCCCGGCGUCGUGGUGCACGAGGGCCGCUGGCAGGACGUCGUUGACGACUUGGCUGCGCAGGGCCUCGUCUUCGACGCCAUCUACUUCGACACCUUUGCCGAGGAGUACAAGGCGCUGCGCGACUUCUUCACCGAGCACGUCAUCGCGCUGCUGGACGCCGAGGGCCGCUUUGGCUUCUUCAACGGCCUGGGCGCCGACCGCAAGGUCUGCUACGACGUGUAUACAAAGAUCGUCGAAAUGGACCUCUUCGAGGCCGGCUUCGACACUGAGUGGGAGGAGAUCCCCAUCCCGGACCUCGACAAGGAUGGCGAGUGGGAGGGCGUGCGCCGAAAGUACUGGGUCCUGGACACGUACCGGCUGCCGACGUGCAAGCUCAUCGGCUGA